Molecule: messenger RNA, 6434 nt
Organism: Protobothrops mucrosquamatus (brown spotted pit viper)
Lineage: Eukaryota; Metazoa; Chordata; Lepidosauria; Squamata; Viperidae
Gene: ABLIM1
Product: actin binding LIM protein 1
Exons: 24
Coding region: 82-2283 (733 amino acids)
Biological process (GO): lamellipodium assembly; cilium assembly; cytoskeleton organization
Cellular component (GO): stress fiber; actin cytoskeleton
Molecular function (GO): actin filament binding
Source: RefSeq, a predicted model, not a curated record
GAGAGAAGAGCCAGAAGGAGAACAGCUACUUCAAGGGACUAGUUGUUCCUUUCUGCACUUGGAGAAAACUGAAGCUUUUUUAUGUUGGGGAGAUAUUGCAGCUGGAGAAAACAAAUGGCGUUACAAAUAAACCACAGUUCUGCAAGCAGCCAAGUGGCCCAUCCUCAGGAGCCUCAUCACCCCACAGAGAAGCCUGUAAUUCACUGCCACAAAUGUGGGGAGCAAUGUAAAGGAGAAGUGCUUCGAGUCCAGGCCAAACAUUUUCACAUCAAAUGCUUUACCUGCAAAGUGUGUGGGUGUGAUUUGGCUCAAGGAGGCUUUUUCAUUAAGAAUGGUGAUUACCUUUGCACUGUGGAUUACCAGCGGAUGUAUGGGACCCGAUGCAAUGGCUGUGGGGAGUUUGUGGAAGGAGAAGUUGUAACAGCUCUGGGAAAAACAUAUCAUCCCAACUGCUUUGCCUGCACUAUGUGCAAACGUCCUUUUCCUCCAGGAGACCGGGUUACCUUUAAUGGAAGAGACUGUCUCUGUCAAAUGUGUGCUCAACCAAUGGUAUCCAGUCCAAAAGAACUCUCCACUUCCAGCAAUUGUGCAGGCUGUGGAAGAGAUAUAAAAAACGGGCAAGCCUUGCUUGCUUUGGACAAGCAGUGGCAUCUUGGGUGCUUCAAGUGCAAGGCCUGUGCGAAGGUUCUAACUGGAGAAUAUAUCAGCAAAGAUGGUGCCCCUUACUGUGAAAAGGACUAUCAAGUUCUCUUUGGGGUCAAAUGUGAAGCAUGCCACCAAUUCAUCACUGGGAAAGUCCUAGAAGCAGGAGACAAACAUUACCAUCCAAGUUGUGCACGAUGCAGCAGAUGCAACCAAAUGUUCACAGAAGGAGAAGAAAUGUAUCUGCAAGGCUCUACAGUUUGGCAUCCCGACUGUAAACUGUCUACAAAGGGAGAUGAAAAGCUAAGGCCUACCCGGACAUCCUCAGAGAGUAUUUAUUCUAGACCUGGAUCCAGUAUUCCUGGCUCACCAGGACAUACAAUCUAUGCAAAAGUAGACAAUGAGAUCCUUGAUUACAAGGAUUUAGCAGCUAUUCCCAAAGUCAAGGCCAUCUAUGACAUUGAGCGCCCAGAUCUAAUUACUUACGAACCUUUCUACACUUCUGCCUACGAAGAGAGACAAGAAAGGCAGAGCCUUGGAGAGAGUUCAAGAUACGGCAGUUCUCCUGUGCAUGAUGAAAGUUCACCAAGGACACUCUCUCCAACUCCGUCUGCAGAGGGUUAUCAGGAUUUUCGAGAUCGAAUGAUACACCGGUCAACCAGUCAGGGUUCCAUUGGUUCCCCUGUAUACAGUCGUCAUAGCUACACUCCCACCAUGUCACGUUCGCCACAGCAUUUCCACAGACCUGGCAAUGAGCCGUCCAGCGGUCGGAAUUCCCCGGCCCCUUAUCGGCCCGACAGUCGCCCUCUAACACCAACUUACGCUCAGGCCCCUAAACAUUUCCAUGUUCCAGAUCAAGGGAUCAAUAUUUAUAGAAAACCACCUAUCUACAAACAGCAUGAUGCAGCUGCUCUGGCAGCCCAGAACAAGCCUUUCGAUGAUAUCAUCAAGUCCUCCAAGUUCCCAGCAGCCCAUGCUCCAGCACCCAACGAGAUUCCAAAGAUUGAGACAGAAUACUGGCCAGGUCCUCCCUCACUUGCGGCUGUAGGUUCUGAUAUGCGACGCCGAUCCACUGGCAGAGACGAAGACCUUGAAGAACUUCAGAGGCGCCGGCAGCUGCAGGAGGAACAGUUAAUGAAGCUAAAUUCAGGCCUGGGGCAAUUGAUACUAAAAGAAGAGAUGGAAAAGGAAAAGUCGUUGCUUGCCAGCAGAUGUUACGAUUCUCCAGUUAAUUCAUCUUUACACGCAGCUGCUUCUAAAACUUCUUCACUGCCUGGGUAUGGACGAAAUGGACUUCACAGGCCGAUGUCCACAGACUUUGGUCAGUACAACAGUUAUGGGGAUGUGAGCAGUACAAUUCGAGAUUACCAGUUUCACCCAGAUGGUCAUGUCCCUGCAAUGCGAAUGGACCGAGGAGUUUCUAUGCCUAACAUGUUGGAACCAAAGAUAUUUCCUUAUGAAGUACUCAUGGUGACCAACAGAGGGCGAAAUAAAAUUCUAAGAGAAGUGGAUAGAACCAGGUUGGAGCGUCAUUUAGCACCUGAGGUUUUUCAAGAAAUAUUUGGCAUGACGAUACAGGAAUUUGAUAAGUUACCUCUCUGGAGACGCAACAAUAUGAAGAAGAAAGCCAAACUCUUCUGAAUUCUUCUUUCUCGGGAGAGGGAAGAUAUCAUGUAAUAGGAUAAUGUAUUAUAAUCGAGUCCAAACCCUUUUUGGAGAGCAAAUGCUCAAGAAGUUGGGGAGCAGAGAAGGGACAAUCUGAGAAAGGCACAUACUAAUGCCUUGAGAUUAUGCAGUAGCCUGUCAAGCUUGCCAUAGGCAGAGACAUGAAAGGCUCUUUGUUCAAAUCUCAGUCAUGGUUUUCACUCAUGAAGUUUUUAUAUGGCAUAUAUAUUCAGUCUUAUGCCUUCCUCAUUUUCCCUUGACUUUUAUUCAAAGGUCGAGGACGCUAAUUGAGAAGACCCAGGAAGUGCCCGUAGGAUGCACAGCUCACAAUUUUGUGGCCAUGGACUUUCCAAGCAAUGAAUGAAUAUAUUCUAUAGUUAAGGAAGGAGUCUUGUGUAAUAUAUUUAUCCUCUGGGCACAGCUAUUACAGUUAAUUGGCCUUAUUGUCAAACAGCUUAUUCUUUCUGCAGUACCCAUCAAUAAAAUAGGCUGCUGAACAGAGGUAUUCUACUGUGCUGCAUACUGGCCAAUUUUUUUUAGAACAAGCUCCCAGCUUGCACAUGCACAUAUCUAGUAGUAAAUUGCCAUGUUUUGUUGUCUUUUCCUGCAUUAACUGAAUAUAGUUUUUUGCUUUAAACCACUCGGUUAAAAAUUAACAAGAAGAGCAAGCACGUAAACCAAAUAUCAGUUUCUUGGUUUAAUUAUGAAGGAGUUAUUUCAACUGUCAUGUUAAAUGUAAGCCAUAGUGUCAUGCAAUCUUAGGUUUAAUUUAGAUGUGACCUUUGCUGUGUGAAAAUCACUGUGACAUAGUGUGGUCAUGCAUUGCUUGAUUGUGCUUGAAAAGAAGCACUGUGUGGGCCAAUAUAUUGAUGUUGUUCCUUUUCAUGUUAAAGUAAACAAUAUUAAUCACAUUGGUCCACACAAAAAAAAGGUCUGUACUAGGGCAAUAUCUUAUUGUGAUCAACCAAAAGGCACACAGUCAUGUUUAAGCUCUGAGGCUUUCCAGUUUUCCUUUCAUAAAGUUGUAGGAUCUGAUACAGGAUCAUCUUUCAUAGGAUUUAGUAUAGAUGUCCUAGAAAGUCCUUACUAUCCUUACUGUGGAACUGAAGAUUGAAAAGUGUUUUGUGAGAACAACUAAUGCCAAGCAAAUCAAAAGAUUGGACACUUUCAAAGUUCUCUACAUAGCCUAUUCCAGGAUUGGAACAGCAUUUUUCAUACACUAAUACCAUCCCGCUGCAAAGGUUACAUUUGAAUUUUUUAACAUGUCUACUGGAAUUGUGAAUUCUGAAAUUUUAUUAUUAUAUUUUAACUAUUAUACAGAGUGAUUUUGCUGCUACACAGUGACCGUUCAAGCUAUUUUCUUGUAUGCACUGAUAAUAUUGCACAAUAUGUCAUGUUAAACAAUGUUUAAUUUGAUUUUCUUCAUGUAAUCACUCAUUAUUCAUAUAAGAAGACUUGAAUUUUGUGUUAUUUUACUAUACACAGUUUUUCUUUUUAUUUACUAUCAGUGCCUGGAAAAAAUACUUUUAUCUUGGGCAAUUUCUCAAUCAAAUGAACCGCUCAACUACAUGUAGCUCUUUUUUUUUAGAGGAGAUUGUGUGACCUGGCUUCUUGUCUACCUAAGUUGCUUGGUAGAUUGUGUAUUUUCCAUAAAGGACACAUAAAAUUUACUUUGAUAGAAUCAGAAGCCAUUUUUGGCUGACAAUAGGGUGCAGUGAUACAUUAAUUUUUUACCUGAGUGAUGACUGCCACUAUAUAAAUUUUUACUUUUUCUCUUUUAAUGUGCAUUUCUGCUUACAGUGUAAUCCUAUAUGUGUACAUACAAUAGUUUAUACUAAUCUAGAAGUAAAAAUUCACUAAAUUAAAUGAAGCUUGCCAUCUAGUAAGUCUGUGUAGCAUAGAUGAGGAACCUGUUGGCCUCCAGAUGUUGCAAGACCCCAACUCCUGCUUUCCAUACCAUUAUUAAUUGGGGGGGCAACACUUGGUAAUGUUAUUCAGCAACAUCUGUAAGGCUACAGAUCCCUUGUCUCUUCCCCUGUUUAGAUAGCAAUUCUUAUCGUAAGGUUUAUGUAGGGAGGACUUGUAAUAUGUUUUGCUCUUACAUUUAAGAGCUAAGCAUAAGUGGAUUCCAGUGACAUAUCUGAAUUCACAGCAGAUCUGGUUUGCGAAAAUCCGGAGGAUCAGUAUGUGGAAGCAAAGAGAGAUGAGUUUUAUUUGCGGCCAUUUAGUGAUUUUUGCAGCCUGAUACAAAACGAUAAAGAGGAUUUUCAGCAUAUCAGUACAGAUGGUUUAGAAUAUUGUGUGGCAGAAUUCAUGUAAAAUGUUAACGACAUCAAAUGCUGAAUAUCCUGUCAUUAUAAUUAGGUGUGAUGGGAUGUUCACUGGCAACUCAGAGCUUUCCCAGGAGACACCCAAAUCAAGAGAGUGUGCAAUCCCGAGCUGGGUGGAGAAGAGGGGGAAGAGAUUCAGGGUAGCCACACCCCAAAAUCUCUCAGGAUAUAUCUGGUACCUUAGAAAGUUACCAGUUUGGCAAGAUUCUGUCAAUUAGAUGUAAGCAAAUAAAGGAUUGGAUAUGAUUGGAUGUCACUGUCCCAUCACUGGGCUUGGGCUUGACAGUAGGAGAAGGAGUGGCACGACCAUACUAAUGGCAUUGUUUGUGGGAAUUUAUCACCUGGCCAAGAAUAAUAUUUCUUUAGCCUGCUUCAUAGGUUCCUGCAAACUGAUGUCCUCCAAUAUCCUAUCCUGGAAUUAGGGGUUCCUGGCUUAAUAUUCAAGAAAUUAAAAUCCAAAAUAGUUGAAGGGCACUGUUGGGGAAUACUGAGAGAAGGAUACCCGAUAAUCACAAGAUUAAAUAUACUAGGACAGGAGGGAAGGGGCAGUCAUGCCACAUGACAGUGUUCAUCUUUCUAAUUCUAUUAUCUCAGGCAAUAUUAUUAAUUAAAACAAAUUGUAGCAGGAGUCAGAAGGCUCAAGGAAACCUUAAAAGUGACAAUGUGUAGUUGUGUUUUGUUUCUGUAAUUUUCUGUAAUAAUGUAUUCGGCUGGCCUAUUAAACUAGCUAUAAUUUAGCCAACAGGAGAAUUUGAUGAGUGAUUUACAAAGGAAUGUGCUAUUUAUCAGAGAAAUAUACCCUUUGCCCCCAAAGCAAAUUCUGGACGGGUAGCCAAUCAGUUGAAGAGGGCCAUCUGAGCUGCCUCUUUCCUGGGCAUGCUAUUGCUUCAAUGGCACAUCAAUGGCUUCUCUGAUUAGGCAUCCUUUCUACUUUUUGUCCUUGGUUCAGUGCUUUUAUACAAUGAGCUCUGGACAGACAUUUGUAUCUGGAGCACAAAAAGGAUUAAAGCAGCGUCUCCUGACUGCAGUUCAUUAAAUUAGCCAACAUCCAUCCAUAACUGUGCUUCCUCUUUUUUUUUUCAUUCAGGAUGUUUAUAUCUUGAAAAUUAGAAUAGUUGCUUCCCAUCCCCUCACGGAAUGAAAUGUCCACUGCCUUUUAUUCUUCAGUUGAAUUUCCUAAGCUGAGAAGUAAAAAGUGUAACCUACAACACGGCUGCUAUUUGAAAUCAUUCCCUGUAUGCUUCAAAUUGACUGGGAAGCCAAUCAUUUAUUGGUUCCAACUGCAAAGCCCAGUGUUCCCUCCCCAUUCUUGAUUAGCCAAUCAAUUUUGACUCAACAAAACCUGAAUUCUAUAUUCUCAGUUUCCACACAUAUUAUUCCAAGAGCAAUGAUAGUUUUACUUUUUAGAAAGUAAGAUAUUUCUUGUAAAUAGACAUUCUCCUUUAAGAUAAAUGGCUAGUUAAGACAUCAUUCCAAUGUUUUGCAAACUCUCUUAUAUCCUGAAACAAAAAUGGGGUGGGGGGGUUACUAUAAAAAUGCAGAUGAAUUCAUAAUUGGACAAUUAGUUCAUCUCUGACCAGUCCCUGUAAUGGUCUGUAAUUCCAGAAAAAUGUAUGAUCACAAAUGAAGACUUAACAAUUCCUAGCAUUAUUCAUCAGUAGUUUGGCUCUUCUGAUGCAAAACGACAUUGUAAUUGGGUUUCUACAAUUUCAGGAUGAAAAUGAAUGUUACGCAUGUUCCACUAUUAUUUGCUGAGAUGUAAGCAUGACAUACUUUUGUAAUAAAGCUUUGAAAUUA